GCUCCUGUAUGUAGAUGUUGGACAUGGCAGGUGUAUAAGCUUAAGGCAUAACACCGGGAUCUUCAUUUCUACAUUCAAAUUCCUCGAAUCGAGCUAUCCACUCGUUAGAUCUGAGAACUUGGCAGACAAAAAAAUAAUAUUUUGGACACAAACCCUGUAAACAUUAUCAACUGCAUUCAGUAUGGCAGCCGAAAAAGCCGCAUGGGAUGAUUUGCUUCAAUGGCAGCGCGAGAUAAAUAACAAAGACCGACAGCUUUUGCGAACCAAGGCUAUGCGAGAAGCAUCAACUGCUCCUGUUCAGGAAACACGGAAAAUUGAUCUUACUACUGCAGAGCCAAUAGGUCUAAGCGCUUUGAAAGGCAAGAUUAAAGCCCAAGCACCUAUUUCAGUCAAGGGCUCUGCCAAUGAUGAUAAAGCUACUGCCGUGUCCGAAAAAGAACUGGGCAACAAAGCAUUCCAAGCACAGCGCUACGACCAAGCCAUUGAACACUACACAAAAGCUAUUCAGUUGGACGACCAAAAUGCGAUUUAUGUCAUCAACCGUGCUAUGGCUUAUCUAAAAGUAGAAAGAUUUGCUGAAGCUGAGAGAGAUUGCACCGUCGGUCUUAAAUUGCAACCGCAGCACGUGAAAGCGCUUUUUCGCCGAGGUAUGGCUCGACGACAGCUGGGCAAAUUGUCUGAAGCACGAACAGAUUUGGAGCAAGCUCUGAAGUUGAGCACGGAUAAUGGGACGAUCAAGGCUGAACUUGAUGCUGUCAUUUUGGCGCAAACCAAUUUGAAAAUUCAACCUAACGCAGCAAAGAGCUCACCAUCCACUACACCAACGCGUAAACUCGAUAUUCAGUUUGAGAACACUAUGUACUCUUCAAAUCAAGUGGAGCAAAGCGUUACACCGACGACCACCACACCCAUUGCCCCACAAUCCAGCAGGCAAUUCACUCUCCCUAAGCAGCCUACAACUAUGACGGAAUUUACGCGGGAUUGGAGAAUGUGCAAAAGCCGAGGGAAUGCCAUAUUAUAUCAAUACAUGAAGUCUAUCGACCCAAAGAGAUAUGGAGAAUUGUUUAAGGCAUUUUUAGAAUCGGAGCAUCUUGAUCAAAUGAUUGAGAUAUUGGAUCAAUGCUACGACUCGGGACAAGCUAUUAAAGAUGUAUUGGAAGGGCUUUUGAAGGUCAAGAGAAUUGAUAUGCUGAUCAUGUUCUUGGAGCGCAAACAGCAAGAAGGCUUGAAAAGGGUUUUCAGGCGUAUGGAAGAAAAGUUGGGUCAAGUUGACCAAAGGUUGCGCAAAUCAUGGUCGGUUGACGCUGCUACUUAGUGCUUGCUAUUUUGGGCACAAUCGCUUGUUACAUAUGUGAGAAUCGGCCGAUUAUGGAACAAAGCAAUUUAGAACCACUUGUUAACAAGCCACUCUAGUGACA
Messenger RNA from Umbelopsis ramanniana AG, 1418 nucleotides. RefSeq lists its product as uncharacterized. The record is from RefSeq and is a predicted model, not a curated record. NCBI's taxonomy places the organism in Eukaryota, Fungi, Mucoromycota, Umbelopsidomycetes, Umbelopsidales, Umbelopsidaceae. The transcript is spliced from 11 exons. Bases 182 to 1315 code for a protein of 377 amino acids. Gene Ontology annotation, molecular function: protein binding.